This is a messenger RNA of Pygocentrus nattereri (red-bellied piranha), 2912 nucleotides long. RefSeq names its product protein O-fucosyltransferase 2 (gene pofut2). Bases 5 to 1318 code for a protein of 437 amino acids. The transcript has 9 exons. Gene Ontology annotation, molecular function: peptide-O-fucosyltransferase activity. NCBI's taxonomy places the organism in Eukaryota, Metazoa, Chordata, Actinopteri, Characiformes, Serrasalmidae. The record is from RefSeq and is a predicted model, not a curated record. Gene Ontology annotation, biological process: protein O-linked glycosylation via fucose.
AGUCAUGGCGGAGCAGAAGCAGCCCGGGCUGAGUUUUAACGCUUUACUGUUUUAUUCCGCGCUGUUCUCCUCCGCCUCCGCUCUGGGAUCAGAGCACGACGCCUUUCGUGCUGGAAAUCCGACCUCGUCUCCGGUAGCGGCGACAGCUCGAGAUGUGCGCUAUCUGCUGUAUGACGUGAACCCUCCAGAGGGCUUCAACCUGCGGCGUGAUGUAUACAUCCGCAUGGCGUCUCUGCUGAAGACCCUGCGCAAGCAGGGAGACUGGGUGCUGGUGCUGCCCCCGUGGGGGCGCCUGUACCACUGGCAGAGCCCUGAUGUCCACCAGGUGCGGAUCCCCUGGGCCGAGUUCUUCAGCCUGACCAGCCUGCAGACUAAUGUGCCUGUCAUUGAAUAUGAAGAGUUCAUUGCAGAGUCUGGAGGGCCCUUCAUUGAUCAGGUGCUAGUGAUGCAGAACUACGCUGAAGGCUGGACUGAGGGGAAAUGGGAGGAAAAAGUGGAUGAGCGACCCUGCAUUGACCGCCUCAUGUACACCAAAGACAAACAAGGCUACUACAGAGGCUGGUUCUGGGGUUACGAGGAGACUCGUGCGCUCAAUGUGACCUGUUUAUCUGCUCAGGGCCAUGCUUCCAUAUUAGCCCCUUUCCUGCAGGAAAAUAUCACAGCUACCUCCGUGUUGUUGGACAGAGCUGAGACCGUGCUACAUGAUCAUUAUGCAGGAAAAGACUACUGGGAUACUCGACGCAGUAUGGUGUUUGCCAAGCACCUGCGCGUUAUCGGGGACCAGUUCAGAGCUAAGUACCUCAACUCCACUGACGAGAAGGACCACACCCCGUACAAUGAGGACUGGACACGUAUGAGGGCCAAGCUGGGCAGUGCUAAGGGAGGUCCAUACCUGGGGGUCCACCUGCGCAGGAAGGACUUCAUCUGGGGCCAUCGGGAUGACGUGCCCAGCCUGAAAGGAGCGGUUAAAAAGAUCCGCAGCCUUAUGAAGAAGAACAAGUUAGAGAACGUGUUUGUUGCCACCGAUGCUGAUGAAGAAGAGAUGGCCAAGUUGAGGAAAAUGUUACCGGAGAUGGUGCGGUACGAGCCUAGCUGGGAGGACCUGGAGCUCCUGAAAGACGGAGGCGUCGCCAUCAUAGAUCAGUGGAUCUGUGCUCACUCCAGAUAUUUUAUCGGGACUUCAGUUUCAACCUUCUCCUUCCGAAUCCAUGAGGAAAGGGAGAUCUUGGGCUUUGACCCUAAAACAACAUAUAACCGCUUCUGUGGUGACUCUGAGAAAGAAUGCGAGCAGCCUACGCACUGGAAAAUAGUGUAUUGACAACUCUCAGAAUGCAAAGUGCCAAACACAAAAGCUCUGUACAGCACUGGGUUGGAUUCAGUUCCACUUCAGGAGGAAGAUUUCAAGAAACGUUGCUGGUUGAGACUGUGGUUCCAUAUUACAGAUUAUUUAUAGUUUAUUAAGGAUGCUAUAAAGUUUAUAUGAAGCACAGUCAUUUCCCUAGGUGAGUCCUAAAAUGCUGCUAUGCUUUAUUUAACUUUUGCAUUUUGGGUUUAUUUUGGCUGUAUUAUAUAAUGUACAGUGUGGGAACCCCCCAGCACUUCUGGAGCUGAUCUUGGAAUGGAAUUUUUUUUUUUUCCUUAAUGAUGCUACUUGAUAAGAGGUCAACAGUAUUUUUGAAUUGCAGUGUACUGCAAUCUACAAACGUGUUUUUCAGGUAAUAUGAGAUGAUGUUCAGUUCUUUUCCUUUUCUUUCAUGAAUCGGAUUAUUUCAGGACACUUUGUGUCUUGGAAGUGUACAAUAGGGAGCUCUGUGUGUACUGUUUGACAAAUCAGCUCCUGUUUGAUAGUGUUGUAUUCACACUGUGUUGCUUUCUUAUUUUUCUUACAUACUCUUACAUUAUGUGCCUUUUUCGUUUAGAAAAUUUAAGAUGUGACUGAAAAAACAUUUCAAGUUGGAUUUGAUAACCAUAACAAAACCGAAUGAGUAUGCAGUGUUUGAUUUACUGUUUCAAUAAUGUGGUGCAGUACUAUGCCAAAGCCAGACCAUCCUUCAUUUUUUUCAUUUACAGUCAAAAUGGUCAUUAGGUACAAGCUACUCAUUUUUGGGGAGAUAAUCCACAGAAAUUCCAAGGAAAAAAGACAGGAGUUUCCAAAACUGGAGUUCAAAAAAAAGAUCAAAAGCUACUGAGAAAAUGGGCUUCUAUCAACAACACAGAGGAAAAAAAUAAAGAUCUGAAAACAUCCACAGGUGUUUCUGUCCAUCCUUCCACUAUGAGAAGACACCUCAGUGCUUUGGGUCUGAAAGGAUGUGUAGCUGUCAUGAAGAACCACCCCAGAGUGCAGACCUCAGUAUCCCUGAAUAUGUUUGGAAUUACUUGGAUGGUCAGAGACAGAAAAUAACCAACUUCUAAGACUGAACUUUGGGGGUGUGGAAAAACAUCUCUGCAGAUUUCUUUGGAAAAUGUAACACUUUAGGAAAGAAUGGAAGAUUAAUACUGAAAUAUUAAUGUUAUUUGAUAUUAUAUUUAGUUAUAUAUAGUUCUGUUACAUGUUUUCUUUGCUUUUUUAUUGCCUUUGAAAUUAAAUGUGUGCUUUUUUCACUGAAAAUGAAAGAAAUGGAGGCUGAUUUCUGACUUUUGCACAGUAUUGUAUGUUCACUUUCACUAAAAGCUGCGUUCAAAUGUUUGUGACCAGGAAAACAUUUAACGAUGCCAGUCAUCUGGAGCCACAGUGUUGUUUUCUGUCUACAUAAGCUUUUGUUGAUUGUGUUUUAUCAUUGUAUCUGUGUUCUUGGUUUUGGACUUGAUCACGACUAUGACCUUACUGUGAUUUUUUUUAACCUUCUGUUACACCUGGAAGAUGUACAUUUUUCAAUAUGUGUAUUUUUUGAUAAAGAUAUCUUUUUACAGCU